Molecule: messenger RNA, 4461 nt
Organism: Aphis gossypii (cotton aphid)
Lineage: Eukaryota; Metazoa; Arthropoda; Insecta; Hemiptera; Aphididae
Gene: pan
Product: protein pangolin, isoforms A/H/I/S
Exons: 10
Coding region: 353-2953 (866 amino acids)
Biological process (GO): regulation of transcription by RNA polymerase II; canonical Wnt signaling pathway
Cellular component (GO): beta-catenin-TCF complex
Molecular function (GO): RNA polymerase II cis-regulatory region sequence-specific DNA binding; DNA-binding transcription factor activity, RNA polymerase II-specific
Source: RefSeq, a predicted model, not a curated record
AAGUUUAAAAAAUAAUCGUUAUUAAAAGCGAAUCAAAUAUGCCUUUGAGUCAAAGAGCUCUUUGUAACGGGGUAAAGUGCAUUUAUCUGUUGGGGCGGAGGCAUUGCAACAUCAAAGAGACAUACAUCAAAGGUCCUGCUCUCCUACCAUAAUAUAUAUAAUGCGGUGUCGACUGUGGAGUUCUCUGUCAAAGUUGCUUUGUUCUUUGGCCUUUCCAAAAGCUAUCUCCGUUGUUGGUCUUUGAUGUCCGUCCAUCUCCUUUUACUUAUAUAUUUGGAGUGAGCCAGCCCGCCAGUUUCAGUCGCGUCACAGUCGUCGUUCGUGCGAUAUGUCCGCCGCUAGGAAGUAACCAAUGAUGAAGAUGAAAACUAGAAGGCAAGUCCUUAUGAAAAAACCAGCCAAAAUUCGAAUUUCUAGCGAAGCUGAUAUUAUUAAGAAACUGGAAAUUUGGUACACGCGAUGGACGAAAAGUAUUGGGCGACCUCUUACUCCAUUAAACCUGAAGAAAAAGACCAUAAUGCUAUUGAAAACGCUCAAAGUGUCUACAGAUAUUAUAUCCAUAAUCACACUAGAUUGGAUUAAGAAAUUUAUGAAGAAUCGAGGUAACUUGGAAGGAUACGAUGAUGACGAAAUCUAUGCUGGACUAUUGAUUCCUUUUGAUGUCAAUGGUAUUCCUGAUAUUACAUUAGACACCAACGUAAAUCCAGACCGAAAAGUGUGGCUAUUGAUGGCCGGCAACAAAAGUGGAAGACACAGAACCAGAGUAUUGGUUAUAGGUAAGAGAUGGAGACCCCCUUGUAUAGAAACUGUGAAUAUGUUGGGGCAACCUGUGAUAUACGCAGGAGGGGGUGAUGGUUUUCCUACACAAGAUUUGUUCAAAUGGUGGUUCGAGACAGAAUUUUGUCCAGCUGCUCUGUCUAUUAAUUCAAAAGCUGUGCUGGUUAUGGAUAAAGCAUCCUUUAUUCCAGAGAAGUGUGAAUAUAACGGAGUUUCCUUACAAAAUCAUGACGGAGAUUCAAUUUCUAAAUCUACAUUAUUUAUUGAAUUCAAAGCUACAUACACAGCUCUACUCCUUACUCAAGCAUCUUUAGAUCAACAAUCCGAACGGUCAAUACAAAGAUUUUUAGAAAAAUACACUUUAAAAGACGCAUUUAUAUUAUUACAUAGAGCUUGGUUACAAGUCACCACAGAAUCGUUUUCGACUUGUUGGAAAAAUAGUACAUAUACAUCAGCAUUGAAGGGUACUAUUUUAGGUGUGCAGUGGUUAGCUCAUGAUCUUGGACUUGAAGUAUCAGACGACGACAUGCUAGUUUGGAUUUUAUCAAACCCUGUGGAAUUCACUGAGCCGGAAAAUUUAUCUACAGAUUCCGAGGAUAUUGAAAUUCCACCUUCUGCUACACAAACAGUGGAUUAUCUAAAAAAGGCGUUAUUAUGGGUCGAGACACAACCACUUGAACCUUCGUUUGUUAUUGCGAUAAGGGACUUAAUAACUUAUGCUAAACAGGCAAGCAAGAUCGGUUUAGGACCAGCCCAUCCGUUCUUUUGCCACAACGGCGAGCAGCUGGGUACCCAACCACCACCCGCCCAUAUGGGCAUACCUCCUUACCAACUUGACAAAGCACCCGGACUUCCGAGGCCUUCUAUGUACCCAUUCCCUACAGGCCAAUACCCUUAUCCGUUAUUAAGUCCGGAUAUGUCACAAGUUGCAGCUUCAUGGCACACACCGGCUAGUAUGUACCAUCAGAUCUCAUCGGCUGGAACUGGUUUCAGAGGAUCCUACCCACCUUCUUUAGGAACAAGCCUUACUAGUGAGCUGUAUAGGUUUUCACCUACGGGACUGAUGAGUGGUCCAUCACCUCAUCACCAUUUAUCCCAUCAUACCCAUCAUUCUCAUCCUGCAAUUGUAACUCCAGGAGUGAGACAAGACCUACAUACGGAUUCUAAUCACAGGCCGCAAAACGACCAUAGUAAAAAUUCUUCGUGUUCAGACGGCUCCAAGCACCACGAUACUGUUCAAAACAGUAAUAACCAAGAUAAGAAGAAACCUCACAUAAAGAAACCUUUGAAUGCGUUUAUGUUGUACAUGAAAGAAAUGAGGGCAAAGGUGGUAGCGGAGUGUACGCUCAAAGAAAGUGCAGCGAUCAACCAGAUAUUAGGGCGACGGUGGCACUCUCUGUCGCGAGACGAGCAGGCCAAGUACUACGAGAAAGCGCGCCAGGAACGACAACUCCAUAUGGAACUGUAUCCUGGUUGGAGCGCUCGGGAUAACUAUGGAUACGGCGCCAAGAAGAAGAAACGGAAGAAAGAGCGCGUACCGGUCAUAGAUGCUGGCUCAGGAGGUAAUAACAGCAUGAAAAAAUGCCGUGCAAGAUACGGACUCGACCAGCAAAGCCAAUGGUGUAAACCUUGCAGGCGCAAAAAACGUUGCAUACGGUACAUCGAGAGCGGCGGCGACUCGGGCAACCAGUCGGACGACAACCAGUCGACGGGCAGCCUGGGCCACUCGGACAACGAGGAGGCCGACUCGGCGUCCAGCCCCGGCGGCCUGAGCGCCUUGUCCAGCCUGACCAGCCCGGGCAUGCUGACGCAGGCCAGCCUGUCCCCGGCCACGCCGCUCACGCCGCACGUGUCCGAGUACGAGUGCCCGCCGAUGGCGGUGCGCAUGCCGCUGGCGGUGGUGGUGCCCACCAGACACCAUCAGCCGGUCGGCACCAACCCGCACGACAUCAACAACCCGCUCAGCGUCAACCAGCUGACGGGCGGCGUCGUCAACAACAAGUGCCAUAACAACCCCAGGGAGCAGCAGCAGCAGCAUCAGCAUCAGCAGCAGCAGCAGCAACAGCAACAGCAGCAGAACGAUCUGAAAACCGUACCCAACCCGAACAACCAACCCGAACAACAACGUCCCAACAACAACAGCAACCGGACGCUUCCCGCCAUUAGCGUGACGUAGCGAAGCGCCCAAACAAAAGUUUACUUAAUAAUAAUAAUAAUAAUAACAAUAAUAAUAGUAAUAAUAAAGUUAUUGUUGUUGUACUGUGUAAUACAUAAUUUGAUGUGUUUAUAUUAUUAUUAUUAUUAUUAUUAUCGACCCACCCGCUCAAUUUAUCGUAUAAUUGUUUUUAUUUUUUUUUUUUUGUUAUUUUCCGCGCACGCGCAAUACGAACGAAAUAAUGUCAUGGGUUAUAUUCGCGUAAUGUUUAUUGUACCUGUUUGCGAAUGUAACGUACCACCUAACUCGCGACGAGUGUUGUUUUGGGGAGGGGGACGAUCGAGGCAAAUAAAGGAUAAAACACUAUACUUGGGACUGACGCUCGCGGUUUGCGGCUAGACUUAUACCUACUUACCGUACCAUAUUAUAAAUUCGUUCGAAACGAGAUAAUGUUAAAAUUAUUAUUAUUAUUAUUAUUAUUAUAUUGAUAUUAUUAUUUUAUUGCCAUUUCGAGAAUCUUUAUAUAGAAUCCCUUUGUGUACCUCAAAGACUAAACGCAAUUGUUUUAUUAAUUAGUUUUUAAUCAUAAUAAUAUGUUGUGUGUGUAUUAUAUUGUUCGUGAUGAUGUAUAAACGAUGUUUGUUUGCCGCUAAAAAUCGAAAUAAAUAUGUUUUGAAAAAAAAAUUAAACAUAAAACGCCCCCCCGCCCACGCGAAAAAAAAUGAAUACACAAUAUGCUCGGUUGUUAUUAUUAUUAUUGUUCGUUUGUGCUACGAUCAAAACGAAACGUCAUUUUCAACAAUAAUAUUGUUAUUUCGCAUGAUUUUUGAAUCAUAUACUUAAUAUAAUAUCAUAAUAACAUGACGCGAUGUAUAACACAAUAAGCAUAACGAUACUUUAAUCGACGGUGUUCGUUCGUAUUUACGUACUCUUGUAUUAUAGGGCUGUAUAUUAGUAUAUGAUUGGACGUAGUGAGAUGAUGCGUUUUGUUGUAUUUUCGUGGUCCAUAUUUUCAAAAAUUUUUUUCUCCAAUCGACGUGCAAACAUUACCCGUGCCGUCGAUAUCACUUGUUAUUUUUUAAUAUGUUCCUAUGUCUUACACGCAUUGUGUUAACGUUCAUGAAUAUUACCCUAUAGGUGCCAAUCAAAUAUGUAAUAAUCAUAUCCGAUACACUGUACACAGCCCUAUAUUAUUGUGUUUCUACCUCCUUUAUAUUGAUUGUGCCAGUUAUGAAAACUAAUAAUUUGUAAAAAUUAAAAUUAAAAUGAAGUUACGAAUAAAUCAUUAAUUUCGUCGUACCUUCAGAAAUACUCUUGAUAUUUUAGCGAGUAGAGAUGUAAUUCAGAUUAAAUGGAAAAAAAUGUACUUAUAGAUUUUUUUUUAAAUUUAUUUAUAUGUAAUUUAAAAUGUGUAUGUAUAUAUUAUAUAUAUUAUGUAUGUGUGUGUGCAUAUAAUAUUGUAUGUGUAUAUAUAUUAUAUAUAUAUAUAAUAUAUAUAUUAUUAUUAUUAUUAUAUUUUAUUAUUAUUA